Messenger RNA from Phycomyces blakesleeanus NRRL 1555(-), 2233 nucleotides. RefSeq lists its product as hypothetical. Gene Ontology annotation, cellular component: cytoplasm. NCBI's taxonomy places the organism in Eukaryota, Fungi, Mucoromycota, Mucoromycetes, Mucorales, Phycomycetaceae. Gene Ontology annotation, molecular function: dipeptidyl-peptidase activity; metalloexopeptidase activity. The record is from RefSeq and is a predicted model, not a curated record. The transcript is spliced from 4 exons. Bases 62 to 2116 code for a protein of 684 amino acids. Gene Ontology annotation, biological process: proteolysis.
CGUACUUUCACGCCUUUCUUCGUCUUCUCUAAGAAAAAUACGCAACCCUCUUAUCAGAACAAUGUCUACCCGCUAUCUUGCUGAUCCAAAGACUCCUAUAUCUCGUCUUGAAGCCAAACCGUUCUUUGAGGCCUUGACUGACAAGGAAAAGACAUAUGCCCACUUUAUGUCGCGCGCCUCAUUCCAUGGUACCCGCAUCGUCAUUGCACAAACUAAUCCAGGAGCACCAGAAAUCUAUGAUCUCAUCCUCAGUUUGUUCACUAACGAACGUGAAGAGCUUGUUGAUAUUGAAGCCUUGGCCAAAAAGAGUGGUGUAUCUCAAGAAGCCUUUGACCAGCUCCUGGAAUAUUCCGCGCAAUUCCUUGGUAAUCUCAGUAACUACAAGUCUUUUGGUGAUGAAAAGUUCAUCCCUCGUUUGUCGGCCGAUGACUUUGAGAAGAUUGUAGAGGCUAGCGAGUCUCACGAAGCCCAUGUUCUGUUUACCAAGAAGCGGGGAGAGAUGUACAAUGUUGAGCCAGUCGCAAAGAAUUUGAUUGGAUAUCCUGAUGACGGUCAUAUCUCUGGAUACUACUCCAAGAAUACCACCAAAGAAGAUAUCAAGAUUGUACAAGAAUAUCUAGAGAAGAUCAAUAUUAGUCCUCUAAACACAAGAUUAUUCAAGACAGCAGAGGGAUACCAGCUCCAUAUCGCAUCUUCGCAAGCACCAGACGAUAUUCCUCAGCCUGAAACCUUGGAAAAUGGCAUCACUCUUGAGAUAUUUUACAAUGAUUUCCAACCCUGCAUGAAAAAAGCUGCCGAUAUGGUCAAGGGCGCGAUUCACUUUGCUGCCAAUGCUCAUCAGAAGAAGAUGCUGGAAGCUUAUUACGAAUCCUUUAACUUGGGCUCAAUCGACGCGCACAUGGAGUCACAGAGAGAAUGGCUCAAGGAUAUCAACCCAAGAGUAGAGACAAAUCUCGGUUUUAUCGAAACAUACCGCGAUCCUCAGGGCGUACGUGCAGAAUGGGAAGGGUUUGUGGCUAUGGUUAACGAAGAACAGACCAAGAAGUUCAACAAUCUUGUAAGCCAAGCCCCACUGUUUGUGUCUCGCUUACCCUGGCCCCCUGCAUUUGAACGUGAGACGAUCAACAAACCAGAUUUUACUUCGCUUGAAGUUCUAUCAUUUGCCACAGCAGGUGUUCCGGCCGGCAUUAAUAUUCCAAACUAUACAAACAUCACUCAGCUUCUUGGAUCUAAAAACGUUUCACUGGGGAAUGUCAUUUCAGCUCAGUCUCCUGGUGAAAAAUUCCCUUUUAUUCGCAAUGAGGAUCUUGAUCUAUACACAACCUAUCGUAAUCCAUCGUUUGAGUUACAAGUUGGUACUCAUGAGAUGGGUCACGGAACAGGAAAAUUACUCGAAGAAGAUGCAGAAGGAAAACUAAACUUUGAUAAAGGAACUAUUGAUCCUCUUACCAAUCAACCGGUCCAAUCUUGGUACAAGUCCGGUCAAACAUUCAACUCAGUAUUCAAAAGUAUUGCGUCAAGCUAUGAAGAGUGUCGUGCCGAGUGUAUUGCUAUGGUGCUUGGUCCUCAUGCGGAUAUUCUCAAGAUCUUUAACCUUGAAGGUCAAAAAGCGGAAGAUGUGCUUUAUAUUAUGUAUCUCAAUAUGGCCAGAGCCGGUCUGACGGCCCUUGAGUUUUAUGAUCCCACUGCUAAAAAGUGGGGACAAGCACAUAUGCAGGCACGAUAUGCUAUCUUGAACACAAUGCUUAAAUCUGGUCAAGGAUUUGUUGAAAUCAAGCAAAUCAAGGAUUCUAAUGGAGAAGAAACACUAGAGAUUCAUUUGGAUCGUUCCAAAAUUAGAUCCGUCGGCGCACCUGCCGUUGCUGUGUUUUUGAAUAAGCUUCAGGUUUACAAGGCUAUGGCCGCCGAAAAAUUAGGCACUCAGCUUUACCUUGAAGCUACCAGUGUUCCUGAAAAGUGGGCCACUCACAUGCGUGACAUUGUACUCCGUAAUAAGCAGCCACGCAAGGUGUUUGUCCAAGCGAACACAUUCAUUGAGAAUGGAAAGGUUGUUUUGAAGGAUUAUGAACCCACACCUGUCGGAAUGAUCCAGAGUUAUGUUGAACGUAGAGUAUAAAUUGAAAGGAAAAGCUCUGUAUUUAAAGAGACUAGCAGGCUUGUUGUAUUGCCAUUUUAUACUAGUUCUUUUGUAUUUUGUAUUGAAUAUAUUACCAAACAUUGUUGCAUACCGAUC